GGCAACGUCAUCAGUGCGGGACGUUGACAGUGACAUCCAGCCUUGGCAUUCGUUCUAUUGAAACGGGUAGGAAAGCCGGUGAAGAUCUUUGUUAAUAACGAACAGCUGCUCGGUUUUGAGUCAUUGUAGCUGAUAGUGAUGCAUGGGCGAGUGAAGCUGAAAUCCACCGCCCAGCAGGAGGAGGAGAAAAGAAAAGAAAAAGAGAAAAAGUUAAAGAUCUACUUGACUACUCGAGAUGCCUGUUUCAACAAGAGAAAGGAAGGCGUUUUAGAUGAAGAGGCCUUGCAGUUGUCCCAGCAGCUGCUGGCAUCGAACCCAGACUUUGCUACAUUAUGGAACUACCGGAGAGAGAUCCUGCUGUACCUGGAGACUGUGCGCUCGGAGGAUGAAGUGCAGCGUCUGUACGAGGAAGAACUUUCCUUCCUGGAGACCUGCUUGAAGAUGAACCCGAAGUCCUAUGGCAGUUGGCACCACCGGGGCUGGGUAUCGUCCCACCUGCCCAGACCCGAUUGGGCCAGAGAACUGGGCCUCUGUGACCGCUACCUCUACCAUGAUGACAGGAACUUUCACUGUUGGGACUAUCGCCGCCUAGUGGUGAAGAUGUCAGGCGUGCCCAUCGAGCAGGAGCUGCAGUUCACCGACCGCCUCAUCGCCUCCAACUUCUCCAACUACUCGAGCUGGCAUUAUCGAAGCACGCUGCUGCCCCUGCUAGCCCCCGGCUCCGCCGAGUCGUCCUCCCCACAGGGGGAGUGCUCCUCCCCCACAUCCUCCCCGCAGAUGCACUCCCACCGCGUCUGUGAGGAGCGCCUACUCAAAGAGUACGAACUCGUGCAGAACGCCUUCUUCACCGACCCCAACGACCAGAGCGCCUGGUUCUAUUACCGUUGGCUUCUGGGCAGAGCGGAGCGUGAGGAGAUGAUCAGUUGCGUGUACGUCAGCCGCGAGGGAGAGAGAGUGGUCGUCGCAUUCUCCCGCCCCGUCAACGCCCUGAGUGUGGGGCUCUUGCUGGUGGUGGACGGCCAGCCCCUGCAGGUCGACUGGAGAAGUGCGCACUCCUGCCUCCGCCAUAGCCCCGUCUGGAUCUGUGAGUUACCUCCAGGGACCAUCAGUGACACCAGUAAUGAACACAACCUGACCGUGACCUGGACCGAGAAGCGAACCCACAGAGACUGCGCUCUGUACUCUGGCCGCGCUGAAAGCUGGUGCAGGGACUCCGCCACUGACCUGGAGCUUUUCAGGAGUGAGCUGUCUGUGGAAAAGUCAUCAGUGUUGCAGUCUGAGCUGCAGUCUUGCACUCAGUUGCUGGAACUGGAGCCUCAAAACAAGUGGUGCCUCUUGACCAUCAUUCUCCUAAUGAGAGCUCUGGACCCCCUGGCUUAUGAGAAAGAGACCCUGGCUCACUUCCAGAUUCUCAAGGAAGUCGACUCGAUGCGCAGUUCAUAUUACAGUGACCUUUGCAGCAAGUUCAUGAUAGAGAACACCAUUCUCAAGAUGGAAUACGCCGAGGUCAGGGUCUUCAGCCUCUGUGAUAAGAGCCUGUCAAGCCUGUGCCACCUGGACCAGCUGCUAUUGGUCACCCACAUCAACUUGUCAUCCAAUCAGCUGCUGAGGCUGCCUCCUCAGUUCGCCAUGCUGCAGUGUCUCGAGGUCUUGCAAGCCGAUGACAACGUCAUUGAAGACCUGGAUGGACUUUGCCACCUACCCAGAUUGGAAGAGGUGUCACUGAGAAACAACCGUCUCUCUCGCCUUUCGGACCUGCAGCCACUGACCACGUGUCCCAGACUGACCCGCCUCGAUCUCCGCGGCAACCCAAUCGCCCAGGCCACCAGCAUCCGGUCUCAGCUGGCUGACAUGUUGCCGUCGGUCGCCGACCUUCUGCUCUGAGAGAGAGGACACUGACCUUCACACUUAGACAUGGGGGGUGGGGGGGCGGGGGUGCUUUUAAAUGUGUAUGUGCUGUGGCCUAGUCUGCUUGCCCGCUCUGUAAAGGUGGAGAAUCCUCAGGCUUUGUGAAUGAUGACGUCACCGGACCUGCUUGUAAUCCCAGUCCAGAGCCGCAUGCUUCCUCCUUGCAGAAAGGGGGCGCAUCGCUUUCAUGUCUGUGUAUGUUUCCCUCCACUUUCAUGUAAUGUGCAACAUAUGAACCACUGAGGUAUUACUGCCCCACCUGCCCCCAUCUUGUGCAAAGGAGUCUGAGGGUAGAGAGUGUGGGGGAAUCUGACGGAAGAUACCAAGAUUACAUUGUAUUAAUAAACAAAAUGUUUUAUUACA
This is a messenger RNA of Brienomyrus brachyistius, 2271 nucleotides long. It is a transcript of the gene rabggta, whose product is annotated as Rab geranylgeranyltransferase subunit alpha. The transcript is spliced from 17 exons. Gene Ontology annotation, biological process: protein geranylgeranylation. NCBI's taxonomy places the organism in Eukaryota, Metazoa, Chordata, Actinopteri, Osteoglossiformes, Mormyridae. The record is from RefSeq and is a predicted model, not a curated record. Gene Ontology annotation, molecular function: protein binding; zinc ion binding; Rab geranylgeranyltransferase activity. The coding region runs from base 139 to 1884 and encodes 581 amino acids. Gene Ontology annotation, cellular component: cytoplasm; Rab-protein geranylgeranyltransferase complex.